GGUAUGUGUGAGUCUGUGAGCACAUGAGAAGAGGAAUGAUAAAUCCACUGAAAAGAGACUAACAUUUUCCAAUAGAAUGGCAAGAAAAGGAUGCAUUUAUCUCCUUGUUUUGGAUUUCAUGGAGAAAAGGAAAUCGGUAGGUGUUCUUUAGGCACCCGAGUACAAACUAAGAUCAGGUCUUCCACUAGAAUAAAAACAGCGCUGUAUAGGGCCAAAGGAUCAAAGAUGGAGUUCCACUGGUAUCUGAGUCGGUGAAACAUCCCAGUCACCAACUUAAUCCUCAGGUAGACUAAUUAUCAAGAAGGUGACUUCCAAAAGGGAGCUGUAGCCAUGCUGUGUGGUCUUCGGAGAGACUCCAAGAACAGCAAUGAUGAGGGACCAUACGCAAAAGGAAGCAAGCAGUCCGGGGCAUCUGACCAAUCACAUUUCUCCCAGAGGCGCAGCCUUUCAGAGGAGUACCGGGGAGUGACCACAGUGGACCUAAUGAAAAGGGAAGGCAGCAACCUCGGCCUGACCAUCUCCGGAGGCUCCGAUAAAGAUGGCAAGCCCAGAGUUUCAAACCUACGGCCAGGUGGGCUGGCUGCCAGGAGUGACCAGCUGAAUGUAGGAGAUCACAUAAAGUCAGUAAAUGGAAUCAACUUGUCCAAACUUCGACAUGAUGAGAUCAUCAGCCUGCUGAAGAACAUCGGGGAGCGGGUUGUCCUAGAGGUGGAAUACGAGCUUCCUCCAUUACGUGCGUCAAUCCAGACUCCAUCAGGAGUCAUAAGCAAGACCACAGAGGUCUGUUUGCUCAAAGAGGGCAACAGUUUUGGCUUUGUCAUGAGAGGAGGCUUUCAUGAAGACUGGCGCAGGUCUCGUCCUCUGGUGGUGACCCACGUCAGGCCUGGGGGUCCUGCUGACAGGGAGGGCACAGUGAAGGCUGGCGACAGAGUAUUGAGCAUAGACGGCAUGCCUUUAAACAGGGAGAAGCAUGCUGAUGCGUUGACCAUGCUGAUGCAGAGCAGCCAGGAAGCUUUGUUGCUGAUCGAGUAUGACAUCUCUGUCAUGGAGGCAGUGCAACAAGCUUCAGGUCCACUGCUAGUGGAGAUAGUCAAAGGGGCUUCCUCCAGUCUGGGAAUCAGCCUCACCACAUCCAUUUACAGGAACAAGCAAGUCAUCAUUAUUGACAAGAUAAAGGUGGCGAGCGUUGCCGAAAGGUGUGGAGCAUUGCACGCAGGUGACGUCUUGCUGACUAUUGAUGGAACAAGCACAGAACACUGCUCUCUUAUGGAAGCUUUGCAGCUUCUAGGCAACACCCCUGAUGUUGUCAAACUGGAAAUUAUACCAUGUAAUCAGAGCAGACUGCCUGUACGGCCACAAGACACAGUAAAGGUGCAGAAGAGCAGCCAUCAUCACUGGGACCAAAGCAGCAACUUCUGCCUCCCCCCACAUGCCAGCCACAGCAAGACAUGGAGCAGCCCAAGCCACCCACACAACCAGCAAGACCUCUGCAAAACUCUGGUGAGUGGUGGCUUCUCCCCUUCUUCCACAGCCACCUCAGGCUUCAGCAGCCAGGGAAGCAGCAUGCUGCCAUGCCCGAUGGUGUCCACUGCACCAACCAGCCCUCGGACCUCAACCGGCAAGAGGAGGAACAGGAAGAAGGACCACAAAAGCUCAUUGUCUCUGGCUUCAAGUUCUGUGGGCCCAGGGGGGCAGGUUUUUCACGUGGAAGUGAGUGAGGUCAUCCUGAGGGGGGAUCCGCUAACAGGUUUUGGGAUCCAGCUGCAGGGGGGUGUCUUUGCCACAGAAACUCUUUCUGCUCCUCCCACCAUCCGCUUCAUUGAACCAGACAGCCCAGCUGAGAGGUGUGGCCUGAUACAGGUUGGAGAUAGACUCUUGUCUAUCAAUGGCAUUCCGACUGAAGAUGGCACUUUGGAGGAGGCCCAUCAGCUGCUUAGAGACUCAGCUCUGGCCAACAAAGUCACGGUGGAAGUUGAGUUUGAUGUUGCAGAGUCUGUGGUUCCUAGCAGCGGUACCUUCCACGUGAAGUUGCCAAAGCGAAGAGGAAUGGAGAUGGGGAUUACAAUUAGUGCAAGUAAGAAGCCUGGCAAGCCACUUAUCAUCUCUGACAUCAGAAAAGGAAGCAUAGCACACAGGACGGGCACUCUGGAGCCUGGAGACAGGCUGCUGGCUAUAGACAGUGUGCGUCUUGAGGAGUGCAGCAUUGAGGACGCCAUGCAUGUCCUGGGUCAAGCCGAGGACAUGGUCAAGCUCCGAAUACAGAAAGACGAGGACAACAUUGAUGAGCUGGAGAUGUCUGGCUCGAUCAUCUACACUGUGGAGCUCAAGAGAUAUAACGGACCUCUGGGAAUCACUAUUUCAGGCACCGAAGAGCCUUUUGACCCAAUCGUCAUUUCGGGUCUAACCAAGAAAGGCCUAGCAGAGAGGACCGGAGCCAUUCACAUAGGAGACCGCGUGUUGGCUAUCAAUGGGAUCAGUCUGAAAGGCAAAACGCUGAGUGAGGCCAUCCACCACCUGCAGAUGGCAGGGGAGUCGGUCACCCUCAAGAUUAAGAAACAAGCAGACCGCAUGACAGCGUCUCCUCGUUCCCAUGAAUAUGAUGGGAGGCGAGUCCUGGACAGAGAAAUUGGAUUUUUGAGUGACCUUGAGGAUGAACUGAUGGACUCUCAGAGAAUGGGUAAACUUUCAGAGAUGUACUCAGCCACCGUGCCCAGUAUCGACUCCGCAAUGAGCUCCUGGGACGGCUCGGGAUGCGACGCCGGCUUCAGUAGCCAAGGAACUUAUCUCCACAAAGAUUCAUUACUCAAUCCCAAUGAAUGGAGGAGAACCAAGUACAGGAGCCCAGUCGGGUCCAGCUCUGCAGGACUGCUACAUCACACAGGGCUCUACAACGAGCGACUUACAGAGGAUGACUGGGAAAAGAUGCCCGGAUUCAUCAGCCCCCCUCAUUGCCAUGGCACCCUGAAUCAGGAUAGCUUCUGGUCUCAGGCUAUUCAGGACCUGGAGACUUGUGGCCAGUCUGAGAUCCUCAGGGAGUUAGAGGCAUCUAUGACAGGUAGCGCUUUUAGUCUAUACCUAGAGGAGACCAAGACAGAUGAAGACUCCAUGUUUCUGUCAGAAAUAAGUCCUAUUAAACAAGAGGAAACGAAUGUGGCACCAAAGAACAGGAACAAGCUCAACAUGUUGACCGGAUGUGGCAGGGGCUCAAAUAGUUUGUCUUCUAUGACCCUGGCCCUUCACAAGGUGACUAUCAGAAAAGACCCUGAGAGCCGUGACUUUGGAUUCAGUGUAUCUGAUGGGCUUGUGGAAAAAGGUGUAUUUGUCAACAUGAUCCGCCCUAAAGGCCCAGCUGACCAAGCGGGCCUGAAGCCUUAUGAUCGUAUACUUCAGGUGAACCGUGUGCGGACCAGAGACUUGGAUUGCUGUCUCACUGUGCCACUAAUUACAGAAGCGGGAGCCAGCCUGGAUCUGGUCAUUAGCAGGAAUCCAGUGGAAACUGGUAACACCAGGGGUCUGCCCGGCGACCGUAACGACCCUUCCGUCUCACUGCUCUGCUUUUCCGAGCAGCGCACCAACAGUAUUGCCCUGUGAGCACUAACACAGACGUUCUGGCACCUCGCACACGACGUCACAUUGCACCUGCUAGAUGUUCACAGCAUCCGCAGCACAGUGACACUUACAGCACCGCCGGCGUUAAUCACCACAUUCACAUGAUGCUUUUCAGAUCUGUUUUUUGGGCUCACCCUCCCCUCCCUCUCCAACAGCACAUUGCAAGGUUAUAUAACAUCAGAGACAUUACUCACAGUCACACGCUGCAUACAACUAGUUCUUGCAUUGACUACUUGACCACUAACACGCAGCCAUUUAUUAUGCCCACACAUGCACAGGGUGUUAGCACAUUUAAGGUUUAAGGUACAUAUGUUUUCUUGGCUCACUACCCAUGUUUCCAUCGAGAAGGAUCGGUCUCCCCCGAGUAAAACUCUCACCGCCAUCAGCCAAGCAUCAUAAAAGGUUACGUCGUAUAGGCUAUGUUGAUCUCGGGAAUGCUUGCAAAGACAUGUCUCUAUUCUCCUGGAUGGCCUUGAGGUGGAUUAAUGCUAACAUCACUUUUUUUUUUUUUUUUUUUUUAAAUACUUCACAUUUUCUACACUGUCACAUACACAUUUUCACUUUUGGUUUUCACUAUAGGAUGUCUGCUCAUUGUUUCAAAUGAAAGUCUCUCUUCAUGUUGGCUAAAUGAUUCUCUUUGGUGGUUUUGUUUUUUUGGACCACCAGCUGACCCCGUGUUGCUGGUACAACCUCAGCAAGUGACUUAUUAACUUACAGAAGCCCCCGCUGUCACGUCUUGUUUACCUCCAUGGGGUUGUUGUCAGCGUGCCCCUUCAAUCUUACCCCUCCAGUUUAAAUGAAGAGUUGACAUCCUGUUUUUGGCUGCUGUCUGCACAGCCUUAAAGACCCGUACAGUGUUGGGAUGUCAACUCUACUCAGUUAAACUAGCAAAUGUCUACAGAGGCCUAUUUUUAAAAGCUUUAUAUACUGUAUGAAUAAAAUGUUCUGAUUCUAUUUAGGUGUAGAGUAAAUGUUUUUAAUUCUCAUACAAGCAUGUGCAAAUUGAGUUAACUGUUAUACAGAAUGUGGAAUUUUAUUUGAAGUUUUUUUUUUAAUAUAAAAUGCUUUUUUGUGUUUUUUUUAAUAAAACCUAUCAAAAACCAUGACUACUUUACUUCUAGCUUUACAUGCUCGCGAAACCUGUUUAAUGUUGAGGUCGAUCGCUCGGGUAAGAUUCCAUAAGGCAAAUUUUCUGUAUUGCACUGGUUACCACUACGUAAUACCAUUAUACAUUUUGACUGGUCAAAAUGGAUUGAGUGAAUGUCUAUUGCCGCACUGAAACAUGAUCAUUCAAUGCCAGCCAUCACAGUUCACAUAGAUGCCUGUCAAAGGCAGUGAAUGAGUUAAUUUACCACUAAAUGGAGCCAGUGUACCACUGGAAAAUCACUGCUCACUGAUACAUUUCUU
This is a messenger RNA of Corythoichthys intestinalis (scribbled pipefish), 5016 nucleotides long. Its product is annotated as glutamate receptor-interacting protein 2-like. Lineage: Eukaryota; Metazoa; Chordata; Actinopteri; Syngnathiformes; Syngnathidae. Gene Ontology annotation, molecular function: protein binding. The coding region runs from base 331 to 3591 and encodes 1086 amino acids. Gene Ontology annotation, biological process: neurotransmitter receptor transport, endosome to postsynaptic membrane. The transcript has 24 exons. The record is from RefSeq and is a predicted model, not a curated record.